AUAUUUUUCAGUUUGUUUGUGAUUUAAGCUCUUAAUAUUGACAUGGCUGCCAAUUUGCUUGCCCCCGCUGCAAGAAGGUGUGUAUAUAUAUUGAGUUUGUUUGUGAUUUAAGCUCUUAAUAUUUAUUUGCUUAUGUUUAUUGAUUCAUUUAAAUGUGCAUUUGUAUGUAUAUAUGUAUGUGAAUGUAUAGGUUGGAAGGAAAGGUACGUGGCGUUGAUCACUGGAGCUGCGAGUAGCAUUGGAGAGUGCAUAGCAAGGCACUUCUGCAAACAUGGAGCCAAAGUCAUCAUCGCAGACAUACAACACCAAUUGGCUCACUCUGUUUGCCAAGACAUUGGACCGGCGGUCGCGCACCCCGUUUACUGCGACGUAUCCAAUGAAUCCCACGUCGAGAAUGCAGUGAACGUUGCAGUCUCCAAGUUUGGCACUCUGGACAUAAUGAUCAACAAUGCUGCAAUCGCAGACCCCAACAAACCCAACAUCGUGGACAACAAUGUCGCUGAUUUCGAACGCGGUUUGAGCGUCAAUCUGACCGGUGUUUUCCUGGGAACCAAACACGCGGCUAGGGUGAUGAUCCCUAACAAGAAGGGUAGCAUAAUCAGUGUUGGCAGUGUUAGUUCAAGCGUUGGAGGUGUUGCUUCUCAUGCUUACACGAGCGCGAAGCAUGGAAUCAUCGGACUGACUAAGAAUGUUGCAGCUGAACUAGGGCCGUAUGGAAUUCGAGUGAAUUGUCUGUCUCCAUACUUCAUUGCGACCCCAUUGGCGCUCAAUUUCUUCAAGCUUGAAAAUGGAGGUCAAUCUGGUGUUUAUUCUAAUCUGAAAAAGGUGGCUCUUCAACAAGAAGAUGUAGCUGAAGCUGCUAUUUAUUUAGGGAGCGAUGAGUCCAAGUAUAUGAGUGGGCAUAAUCUGGCUUUGGAUGGAGGCUUCACCACCAUUAAUCCUGCUUUUGGUUUGUUUUCAAGGUCAAAACUGGACUAGAAAUGUAUAGAUCACCUUAUCAUUACAGUUUGUCAAUCCUUAAUAAACCUGAUGAAUAAAAACUGGAGUAUCAUCUCAGAAGCAUAUCAUCA
Tripterygium wilfordii is the source of this 1070-nucleotide messenger RNA. RefSeq names its product secoisolariciresinol dehydrogenase-like. Gene Ontology annotation, molecular function: oxidoreductase activity. The record is from RefSeq and is a predicted model, not a curated record. The transcript has a single exon. Bases 133 to 978 code for a protein of 281 amino acids. NCBI's taxonomy places the organism in Eukaryota, Viridiplantae, Streptophyta, Magnoliopsida, Celastrales, Celastraceae.